GAAAGACAAACUAACAGAUCAGCGUGAGCGAGACGCCCACAGACAUGGCUGAGCCCAAGGAAGUCCCAGAAGAUUCCAGCAAAGUCAGCUUCUGGCUGCCCGGUAACUACCAGCGCACUGUGUUGCGGACUCAGGACUCCCACCAGGCGUGUAAGGACAUCGUGGCCUGUUUCCAGGACCGGGCGCGCGUGGAGAAGCAGUACGCCCAACAGCUCAGCGACUGGAGCAGCAAAUGGAAAACUAUCAUUGACUCUAGGCCUCUCUAUGGAUCCCUCCUGCGGGCGUGGCAGUGUUUCUUCUCCUCCGCCGAGCGCCUGUCCACGCUGCACUCCUCCAUCUCCCAGGCGCUGGGCUCGGAGGAGGGCGAGCGGAUCAGGCUGUGGCAGAAGGAGACCUUCCAGAAGAAAAUGUUCUACGGCUUCAGAGAGACCUACGACUUCUCAAUGGGCUUCUCCCGAGCGCAGAAACCCUGGGUCAAAAAACUGAAAAAGCUGGAGAAGGCUCGUGCGGCGUAUCAUAAAACGAGUCAGAGGGAGCAGACGGCAGUGGACCGAGAGAAUCAGGCCAAGGGAAACCCCAACCUCAGCGAACAGAAACUCAACAAGAUUCAGCAGGCCAAGGAGAAAGCCAGUCAGGACAGAGACAAGGCUCGGUCUCGUUAUGAGAAAGUUCUGGAAGACGUCACAGGCUACGCCCCUCGUUACAUGGAGGAGAUGGAGGCUGUUUUCGACCAGUCACAGGAAGCUGAGAGAAAGAGAAUCAGCUUCAUCAAACAGGCCUUCCUGUCCAUCCACAGACACCUGGACAUCACAAACAAUGACAGUGUGAAGGCUGUGUACAGUGAACUUCAUCACACUAUCAUGUCCAUCAGUGAGCAGGACGACCUUCGCUGGUGGAAAAACAACCAUGGACCAGGCAUGCCCACUGACUGGCCCAAAAUAGAGGAGUGGGUGCCACCGGUGAAAAAGCAGAAACGAGGGAAGAGACCGAAGCAGGAAGCACCAGACAGAUCGGUGAUGAUAGGGGGAGUGAAGGUUAAGGCUCUAUAUGAUUAUAAAGGAGAGGAAGAGGAUGAGCUGUCCUUUAAAGCAGGGGAGGAGUUUCUGAAGAUUGAGGAAGAGGAUGAUCAAGGCUGGUGUCGUGGAGUGAAGGAGGGAGGAGCUGAGGGAUUCUAUCCUGCCAAUUACGUGCAGCUCAUACAGUGACAUCAUCCUGGGGGAGGAGCCA
Molecule: messenger RNA, 1227 nt
Organism: Chanos chanos (milkfish)
Lineage: Eukaryota; Metazoa; Chordata; Actinopteri; Gonorynchiformes; Chanidae
Product: protein kinase C and casein kinase substrate in neurons protein 3
Exons: 10
Coding region: 45-1205 (386 amino acids)
Biological process (GO): regulation of endocytosis; plasma membrane tubulation; cytoskeleton organization
Cellular component (GO): cytoplasm; endosome; plasma membrane
Molecular function (GO): protein binding; phospholipid binding
Source: RefSeq, a predicted model, not a curated record